AUACAUAUACACUUCUAUAUACAUAUAUACGUACCAAAUUUCUCUGGCAAGAUUCGGUUGCAAAUAAUUUCAUUUCUUGGAGUUAUCCUUGUAUCGUUAUAUUAUACGAGAGUUAAAUACACCAUGUCAAUUAGUACACCAACUACCCCACCUAAUUGGGACCACACCCCAGAACAGGUAAUUGAACUUACCAAGGAGUUUAUUGAUAGAUAUAUCAAAUUGAACGAUGAAAUUGUUGCAAUUGAGUCUCCAACUGUUGACAAUGUGCUUAUCCCUUUGGCCAGACAUGAGAAUAAGGAAGAUCAUUUAGCAAAUCAACUUUCUUUCUAUCAGUACGUGUCCGAUAAUAAGGAACUUCGUGAUGCAGCACAAGAAGCAUCUAGAUUGGUUGAUUCCGCAUUCAUUGAACAAGGUAUGAGAGUUGACCUUUACAAUGUAUUUCAAAAAGUCAAUGAAUCUAAAGAUGAAAUUAAAGAUCCUGAAACUAAAAGAUUUCUUGAAAAAGUGGUAACUGCAUUCAAAAGAAACGGAUUACAUUUGCAAGAAGAACAAAGAAAUAAACUUAAGGAGCUUCAAAAGAAGCUUGCUGACUUAGGAUUGGAAUUUCUGAAAAACAGCAAUGAAGAAGAAGGAUUUGAAUUGUUUACCAAGGAAGAACUUGAAGGAGUUCCAGAAUCUGUUGUUUCACAAUUUGAAAAAGAUGAAGAAAGUGGAAAGUACAAGAUGACUUUCAAAUACCCUGAUAUCUUCCCAGUCUUGAAGUAUGCCAAGCACCAGGAAACCAGAAAGAGAGCAUUCAUUGGGGAUGCCAACAAGUUGAAGCAAAAUGCUCCAUUGCUUGAAAAUUUGAUUAGUACUAGAUUCGAAGUUGCAAAGCUCCUUGGUUACAGCACCUACUCUGAAUACGUUUUGGAAGAGAGAUUAGCAAAGAAUGAAAAGAGAGUUUUGGACUUUUUGGGAGAUCUUCAAAAGAAGUUGACUCCAUUGGCAGUGAAAGAAUUGGAAAAAUUGAAACAAUUGAAAGAUGAAGAUUUCCAAGAAAGAGGUCUUGAAAUUCAAGAUGAAUAUUAUAUUUGGGAUAAUCGAUUCUACGACAACUUGAUGUUGGAAAAGGAGUACCAAGUGGACAAUGCAAAGAUUGCUGAAUAUUUCCCAUUGGAAUCAACUGUUUCUAAGAUGCUUGGAUUCUAUGAAAGAAUUUUUGAUAUUCUGGUAGUUGAAUUGAAAGAUGAUGAUGAAAAUAAAAAGAUUUGGCAUUCUGAUGUUAAACAAUUUGCAGUUUAUCAAAACAUUAACCAUGGGUCUCCAAAGAAUGAAUUUAUUGGGUGGCUCUACUUUGAUUUACAUCCAAGAAAGGGUAAAUAUGGACAUGCUGCUAACUUUGGUCUCGCACCUGGUUACCUUAAGGAAGAUGGUGAAACUAGAUCUCGUCCUGUUACUGCUCUUGUCUGUAACUUUACCAAGCCUUCCAAGGAUAAGCCUUCGUUAUUGAAGCAUGAUGAAGUUGUUACUUUCUUCCAUGAGUUGGGUCACGGUAUGCAUGAUUUGUUAGGUCGGACCAAAUAUGGUCGUUUCCAUGGUACCAAUGUUCCUCGCGAUUUUGUGGAAGCUCCAUCCCAAUCAUUUGAAUAUUGGACUUGGUCCGUCAAUGAAAUCAAGUCAUUAUCAUCUCAUUUCGAAACUGGUGAACAAUUGGAUGAUGAUCUUAUUGCUCAAUUGGUCAAAUCUAAAAACGUUAAUGGUGCAUUGGCAAACUUGAGACAAUUACAUUUUGCCUUCUUCGACAUGAAAUUACACACAAUUUCUAAAGAAGAAGAUUUACGUAAAGUUGAUUUGGUUUCUUUAUGGAACAAUUUGAGAGAGGAAAUUUGUCUUAUUUCCAAUGGUGGCAUCGACACUUACGGUUAUGGUUCCUUCGGACAUAUCGCUGGAGGGUAUGAGUCUGGUUACUAUGGAUACCUCUUUUCUAAGGUUUAUGCAGAUGAUAUCUAUUAUUCCAUCUUUAAAAAGGAUCCCUUGAACGUUGAAAAUGGUAUGAAGUACAGAGAUAGUGUGUUAUCUAAAGGUGACUCGAGAGACGUAUUGGAAUCUCUUGUCGAACUUUUAGGUAGAGAACCCACUUUAGAUGCUUUCUUGGAAGAAUUGGGUUUGUAGAAAAAGUUAUACAAAAUUUAAAAGUUAUUCUGAAUUAAUUAAAAAAAUAUAUUUCCCUUUAUUAAAGUUAUACUGUCUAUAAAUA
Messenger RNA from [Candida] anglica, 2239 nucleotides. The record is from the annotation of a GenBank genome assembly. Lineage: Eukaryota; Fungi; Ascomycota; Pichiomycetes; Serinales; Debaryomycetaceae.